This is a messenger RNA of Lichtheimia ornata, 1848 nucleotides long. RefSeq lists its product as uncharacterized. Gene Ontology annotation, biological process: regulation of DNA-templated transcription. Gene Ontology annotation, molecular function: DNA-binding transcription factor activity. The transcript has 3 exons. Lineage: Eukaryota; Fungi; Mucoromycota; Mucoromycetes; Mucorales; Lichtheimiaceae. The record is from RefSeq and is a predicted model, not a curated record. The coding region runs from base 1 to 1848 and encodes 615 amino acids.
AUGACAGAUAUUGCCUUUGAACACUUUGACCCGGAAAUAGAGCUAUGCAACGUUGACGAAAAUGGUCGCCCUAUUCGUCCUCGGAAAAAGCCUGGCCGCAAACCAAAUCCACCCUCACCAGCUCAACGAAAGGCACAGAAUCGGGCAGCUCAACGGGCAUUUCGUGAACGCAAACGACGAGAAAUGCGUGAAGCUGAAGCCAAUGUCAAACGAGCAUUGUAUGCACGCGAUCAAGCAGUACGAGAAGCCAACAAAUUACGACGUCGAGUUAAGGAUCUCGAGUAUGAGAACAAACACUUGAAAGGCUUCAUGCUGACACUGAAGCUUGCUUGUCAUGCUCAUCGAGUGGAUGUACCGAACUAUUCAGACUCUGGUGCACGUGAUGAACUUGGCAAUGAAAAGAUGAUGGAAUCCAGCUCCAAUGUUAUGCCACAGAACCUUGAAUUCUUUUUGGAUCGACAUUCUCAUAUCGUCAGUCUACAAGAUGAGAGUUUACCAAAGAGCAUUGAUCCACAAUCACCUGGCAGCAUGAAUAAUGCAUCGACACCAUCAUCAUCCAAUUACAGUAUCAGCACUGCUCACAACACACAAUCCUCCACGCUCGAACAAUUCCUUCUUUCUCCACCACAGCAUGAAAAGUCGAUGCCCGGCAGCUUUGAUUUUGGAUCAGAAGAUCCAAGUUCUUCAUCGGAGCCUUUACCACCCUUAGAUCUCACUCAGACAGCCACAGCUCUCCUUCCUCAAUUACAAUCCAUCAACAAUACCACAAGUCAACUAAGUCAAAUCGAUCCAAGCAUCUUCCAAGGAUUGAUGCAAACAGAACUCGUAUCGGGCUUCAUUGAUCAAAUCACUCGCCCUGAAUUCACCAUCGAUCAAACACCUCCAGAAUUAGCAGCUCUCCUUCCACCCGAAUGGCGUACUUCUUUACAUGAUUACAGCAUAAGAACUCGUAGCACCGACAAAGGAGACGACGACAAUGAUGAUGAUCACAAUGAACCCACCAUCAAAGCUGAAACCAUCGAGACCAACAACGACCAUCAUAUGCCUGAUUUGUGGAACUCUCAUCAACAACAGGAAUCAUCGUCAUCAUCAUCAUCACCCACCAAACCACGCUAUACAGUGGGUCCUAGUGGAGAACGAAUUUAUCCCCCCAUGACACCCCUUGAGUAUUUGGAUGAAAUGCGUACGAUUCAACGCACUGACAAGAAAACCUGGGCAUUUUUCGAGCCAACUGAAUUACAACGCAACGUACCUCAUGAUAUCCGUAUUGAUGUGAUCCCUGGUGCCAUGAUGCGUGAUCAAAUGAUCCUUUUCCAAGAUUAUUACGAUGGCAACGAGUUAUUCAAUUUCUUAUUCAACACGGCCAUGUUCAUGGGUGGCUCACCUGGCAACCAAGAUCAUUGGUUUGUACCACCAAGCUUUUUACGCAAAUACUGGUUCCUUGUUCCCAAUCAGAAACCACCCUUGCGUAUGGAUAAUAGCGUGGAAAUCGUCGUCUAUCUUGGCAGCCGAUUACAAGAUGCAUUGCAACUACGUAAACAAAUGUACUAUGAGCGCGAACGAUACAUUGAACAUUUCCCACCCCCUGGUGCCUAUGAUGUUGCCGCUGCUGCUUCACCUUCACCUUCCUCAUGUGCUGAUCAAUCCGCCAUGCAAAUCGAAGACGAAUCAUCGGAUCAUCAACACCACCAACAACACCAACACGAUCAGUUGAGUGAUGAUAGUAGAGGAGACAACAACAACGAUGUCACAUUUACAUCACCGAUAAGAGAUGACAUGCCAAUAGACAUGAUCAUGAAUGUAAUGGAAACCAUGCCACGAUUGACAUCGCCACUUCCUUUCGAAUGA